AAUGCUGGACCCCCUCGCGCCCGCCCAGAUGAGUCGCAACUCCGAAACAGCACUGUCCGGGAAAGCCCGAUCGCCAUCUCCCCUCCGCCCCCCUCACUAAUGUUACUGCACCUCCAACCUUCCUUCCCUCCCCCCAGCCAGAGGAGUAGAAACAACAAGCCGCCAUUUUGUUUGUGCGGAGAGAGUGAAGGAGGCAGGAGCGACCGAAAAAAGCCACUCGGGCGCCGAUCACUGCGACUCUGAGCGCCGCCGGCUGCGCAGCGGCUCCGUCCUCUCGGAUCAACACGGGCUAAAACACAACCGGGCGAUUAACGGAGGACAACGGAGAAAGAUGAUAGAUUCUCCCGUGUAAAAAUCAAAGAACGGAUCGGGUUUUCCUUUCUUUUUCUUCUCUUUUUUUGUAAACGCAGCGGAGAGGCGGAAGAGGGCAAUACAUUUAAACGAAGGGAAUCCCAUUUGAGUAAAAGGCGUUUAAAAACAUCUACAGCCCUCGUCGUCACGAAGUGGUAAAACCGGACAAAAUCGCAUCGCCGUUUGCCGGUGGACGACACGGAAAGUGGGGAAAAUAGCAAGAACUGUGCGGGAGAAGAGAGAAAUUUAAAAGGGAUGAACGCGCAGGGGGGUUCACGGUAUCACAAAGCCUAUGAAAGGGGUUUGAGGACCCCCAGAUUUUGGGGGGUGCAGCUGGCAAUAUCACCAGGAUCGGCAGAUGCUUCGGACCCACAAUAUUACUGAAGCCCAAUUGGAUUCGUUUUAGUCAGUUUUCCGCUGGUGUUUUUUCUUAGUGCACUGAAAGCAUUGCUGGCUCUUCAUCAUUCAGUGACAAAAUCUUUACCUUUGCUUGAAAUUGAAAUACAUACAUAUGCACUGACCGUCAAUCUACAACUUGAUUCUCAUUCUUUAGCUCGUGCACACGCAAAUUGCGGGGAAAACAUCUUGCACUUUUUAUUGUGCAUUUUGCUUCUGGACUUCACAGUGUGCGCAGUGCAGGGUGGUCGUGUUCUCUCGAGGCAAUGGUCAGAGAUUUUUCUGCAAACAGUUUUAACCCCCCCGAGCUCGUGCACUGGACGCAUUCACACAGAGGGCACGCGCGCAAUAAACAAUUUAACUUGUCACCUUUGAAAUGAUUUUCAAAAUAUUAAGACGUUGGACACUGCUGAUGAGAUAUGGAAGUCGUUUGUAAUAAACUCAAGUGUUAACUCGCAUUUCUACCCAUGUUAGUUGUUCUCUUUUGGUGCACAAGACUACAUUUGGACUAGUUUAGGAAUGAUACACUAACGUUAGGCAUACGAAUGCUUAAUCAUAAGAUUUUUCCUCCUUUUUACUAGUAUUUAUUUUUCUCUAUCCUAUCUUCAUUAUAUGGGAGAAAUAAAGACUUUGAUGAAGAAGAUUGAUAUAUCUGUGUCAAUUUCAAGUGGCCUUGUGGACUUUUAAUCUUCCUCUAGGUAAAAGUGAUGAUGGGUGAGAAUCGCAAGCGCUACAAUGCGCACCCGGUCCAAAGAGAGGAAUGAUUUUUGAGUCUUUGUGUUUUCCCAUAAACAUUGCACGAAGCCACGGUGGAGUGAGUUCGUCUUUCAUUCCCCCAUCACGUUUCCUAUCUCUCAUACACAACGCCUUAAAAAAUCCAACACUCUAGUUCGCUGCCGACAAUGGCGGAAAAGACGGAUGCAAGCAGCGAAGAUAAAUCUCGGGAAAAUCGCUCAGUCGCCGAGGAGGCUACGUGAGUUUGCACUAGCGUGUCUGUUCCUUCCUUCGGAAACAUACUUUGAGGAACUAACGAGAAAAACCACGAAAAGAGAGACUUCAAAGUGUUUUUGUGGACAAUUGCUUGCAUGCAUCGGUCCCAUGAGAUGUGAACGGGAAUCCGUCCGGAGCUCGUGAACGAGGACAUCGAUUGAACGUCGCAAGGCUCCACGGGAAGCGCUAUCCUACGCGGGAUAUAUGCUCUAACGUUAAAUUUGAGGAAACUAUGGCCGAUAAUGUGUUGGACUCCGGUCCGCCUACAGCAAAGAGGCCUAAAUUGUCCUCCCCGGCUCUGUCGGUGUCCGCGAGCGAUGGAAAUGAUUUUGGCUCCUUGUUUGACCUGGAACAGGAUCUCCCUGACGAACUCAUAAACUCCUCUGAUCUGGGCCUUUCCAAUGGAGUGGACUCCGGCCACUUACACACCAGUCUGGGUGGAGGAGGGACAUUGGGAUCUCUGGGUGGCUCAAGCCAGGACACUGCUGCCAAACACAAGCACCUGUCUGAGCUCCUGCGCCCUGGCGCCCCUUCGUCCACCUCCACGGCUACCGGCAACCCCGGCAACACGCCCUCCAUGGGGAUGAUGGGAGGACUGGGUGGCACCUCCAUUGCCCAGGGUCUGGGUGGCCCUCAGCAGCAGCAGCCUGGCAUGAUGCCACAAGCUGGCAUGGUGGCCGGACUGAACCGUAGUAUGAUGGGAGCCCAUAAAGGGAAUGGACAACCGCAAAGCAUGAUGGGAGGGCAGGUGAUGAACGGUGCGCCCAGAAUGGGCUACGGCAAUGUGAACAUGAAUGCAGGUGUGGCUGGUAAUGGAAACAUGCUGGCGGAUUCCCUGCACCAGCAAAAUGCAGGGCAGCAGAUGGCACAGACGGCUUUAAGGCCACAGCAACCAGGAGCCGUGAAUAAGAUGGGAAUGAUGGGGGCCCCAGGUCCCUAUGGCGGUUCUUAUGGUCAGUGUGGAGGACAGUCCUUGGGACCUCAGCUCCAAAAUAAAGCAGCUCAACCUAACAGCAUUAACCAGUUCAACAUGGACAAGAAACCUCAGCUUGGACAGAACAUGGGCGGCAUGAGCUCAGGUGUGGUGGGCGGUGUAUCCGGGCCAGGUGGGACGACGGGGCCCCCUGCAGCGGACCCCGAGAAACGAAAACUCAUACAACAGCAGCUGGUGCUGUUACUGCACGCUCACAAGUGCCAUCGCAGAGAGCAAACAAACGGAGAGGUCCGUCAGUGUAACCUGCCCCACUGCAGAACCAUGAAGAAUGUCCUUAAUCACAUGACGCACUGUCAGGCUGGCAAAUCCUGUCAGGUGGCUCACUGCGCAUCCUCCAGGCAGAUCAUCUCUCACUGGAAGAACUGCACACGGCACGACUGUCCCGUGUGUUUGCCGCUCAAAAGCGCCGGGGACAAACGAAACCAGCAAUCUCUGUUGGCAGGAGCUGGUAUGAGCAUGGGUGGGCCAUUAGGUGUGUCUUUACCUGGUGGCCAGCCUUCAGCCCCAAAUCUGAACCCGCCCAGUCAGAUUGACCCAAGCUCCAUCGAAAGGGCGUACGCUGCCCUUGGGCUCACCUACCAGGGCAAUCAAGCAACCAAUCAGAAUCAACAGACCUCUGUGCCAACUCAACCUGGUAUUAGACCGCUUAAUAAUUUGGCAGGUGGAAACCCUAUGGGAGUGAAUGGUGGAGUCGGAGCUCAGAUGACAAACCAGCAUCCCGGGAUGCUUCCAGACGGCAUGCUGCACAGAAACAUGACAGCUCAGAGUCUGAUGAAUGAAACUUCAAGUCUUGGUAAUAUGGGGUGCACUGCGACAGCCGCACCUCCGUCUGCGGGAAUGAGAAAAGGCUGGCAUGAAGACAUCACACAAGACCUCCGGAAUCACCUCGUGCACAAACUAGUGCAGGCUAUCUUCCCAACUCCAGACCCUGCAGCACUGAAGGAUCGGCGGAUGGAGAAUCUUGUAGCCUAUGCGCGCAAAGUGGAGGGCGAUAUGUAUGAAUCUGCCAACAGCAGGGCCGAGUAUUACCACUUGUUGGCGGAGAAGAUUUAUAAGAUCCAGAAGGAGCUGGAGGAGAAGAGGAGAACCAGGCUGCAGAAACAGGGCAUGGUGCCUUCUCAACCUGGCAUGCCCAACAGUGCCCUACCUCAAGCACCAACCAGCAUGAAUCAGACACAGCCGCCCAAUGGACCCCUUUCAGAUUCAUCCCUAUCUCAACCCCCUGCACCCAACCAGAUGGUCAACCGAAUGCAGAAUCCUGCUGGUAUGAAUCAGUUUGCUCAAGUGGGAAUGCAGCAGCCAAUGGGUCAAAGGGCAACACCGCCUCUGUCAAUGGGAGCAAACCUAAAUCAGAUGAGUAUGCAGGGAGCACCCCGUAUGGCUCAGCCUAAUGUAACCCAGAUACAAAACCAGUACAUGCAGAACCAGUUUUCAGGCACGGGUGCCGGACUAGGCCAGAGUGCGGCUGGCCUAAACCAGCCUGCGGGACAGGCAACCAUUUCACAGUCACCAAAUCCAAUGUCAACUCCAUCGCUGAGUGUCAGUAAUCCUGUAGCUUCGUCCCAGCCUGCAGUCUCGGGCCCCGGAAGCGCUGUCGGCCCUCAGGGGCCUCCGUCCAACUUACCCCUACCCUCUCAACAGGCCGGUUUGCACACGCACUGUCCUCCCUUACGCCAAAACUCCCCGUCUCCUGCACGCAGCCUCACCCCCACCCCUGCCCCGCACCAAACGCCCCCGCAGUUGCCGGGUAACCAGACCCCCCAACCCCACACCCCCUCUUCUUCAACCACUAUGGCCCCACCAGCAACGCAGCUGCCCCCGGUGACACAAGGGGUGGGCUCGGAAAAACCCAGUCAGAUACCGCAGCCGGCGCACGGAGGCGGAGCUGCUGGAGGCCCUAAUACAGGGCCGCCAUCAUCUGUGCCUUCCCAGAAUGCCCAGGGGCUUUGUGCACACCCACACACUCCUCUAUCUCAGAAAUCGUCUCUUACCGCGGACGGUCAGGCAUCAACCCCUGCCUCGGUCAGCAGCACUGACCCGAGCUCGCAGCUGACAUCAUCCGACCCAACCGCCUCAACUGACCCCAAAACUGAGGUCAAACAGCAGGAAGAGGAGGAUGAGAAUGACACGGAGGAAAAAGCCUCAGGGAAAAUGGCUGCCAUGCAAAGUGAGAUCAAGAUGGAGGAGAAACCAGAGGUCUGCUCUAUAAAGAAGGAGGAGCCUGACGGUGAUGAAUGCAAGACGGAGCCAAUGGAAACACUGACCGGGUCAACGGAAGAGGACAAGAAGCCAGAGGUGAAGACUGAGCCAAAAGAGGAAGAGGGAGCAAACAGCACCCCUGCAAACACGCAAAGCAAGAAGAAAGUCUUUAAGCCAGACGAGCUCCGCCAGGCAUUAAUGCCCACUCUGGAAGCUCUGUACCGGCAGGAUCCCGAGUCGCUGCCCUUCCGGCAGCCGGUGGACCCCCAGUUACUGGGAAUACCCGUACGUAUUCGAACUAGUAACAAAACUAACCUGGACUACUUUGACAUAGUGAAAAACCCCAUGGACUUGUCGACUAUCAAGCGUAAGCUGGACACGGGUCAGUACCAAGAGCCUUGGCAGUACGUGGAUGACGUGUGGCUGAUGUUUAAUAACGCUUGGCUGUAUAACCGGAAGACGUCACGGGUGUAUAAAUACUGCUCCAAACUGGCAGAGGUCUUUGAGCAAGAAAUCGACCCUGUUAUGCAGGAGAUGGGAUACUGCUGCGGAAGAAAGUUGGAGUUUUCUCCUCAGACUCUCUGUUGCUAUGGCAAACAGUUGUGUACUAUCCCUCGAGACGCUGCGUACUUCAGCUAUCAGAACAGUUCACCCAAAUUUGGGCUUCUUGCUGACAGGUACCACUUUUGCGAAAAGUGUUUCAACGAAAUCCAGGGGGAGAACGUAUCCCUGGGAGAUGAUCCUACACAGCCUCAAACGUCCAUCAACAAAGAUCAGUUUCAAAGGAAAAAGAACGACACUCUGGACCCUGAAUUGUUGGUUGAAUGUAAUGACUGCGGUCGUAAAAUGCAUCAGAUAUGUGUCUUACACAAUGAAACAAUAUGGCCGACAGGCUUUGUGUGUGAUGGCUGCCUGAAAAAAUCCAACGGAACGAGGAGAGAGAAUAAAUAUGCUGCAAAGAGACUUCCUCAUACAAAGUUGAGUAGCUUCCUGGAGUCGCGAGUGAAUGAGUUUUUGAAGCGCCAGCCGCAUCCCGAGACCGGUGAUGUCACCAUCCGUGUGGUGCACGUCUCUGAUAAAGUGGUGGAGGUCAAGCCUGGCAUGAAGUCGAGGUUUGUAGACAGUGGCGAGAUGUCAGAGUCGUUCCCAUAUAGGACAAAAGCUAUGUUCGCGUUUGAGGAAAUUGAUGGCACCGACGUCUGCUUCUUUGGAAUGCAUGUGCAGGAAUAUGGAUCAGACUGCCCUCAACCCAAUCAAAGACGUGUGUACAUCUCCUACCUGGACAGUGUGCACUUUUUCCAGCCUCGUCACCUGAGGACGGGAGUCUAUCAUGAGAUACUCAUUGGAUACUUGGAGUAUGUUAAAAGAAUGGGGUUCGUCACUGGUCACAUCUGGGCUUGUCCGCCAAGUGAGGGUGACGACUACAUCUUCCACUGCCAUCCGUCUGAUCAAAAGAUUCCCAAACCCAAACGUUUACAAGAAUGGUACAAGAAGAUGCUUGACAAAGCAGUUGCAGAGAGAAUUGUACAUGACUACAAGGACAUUUUUAAGCAGGCAACAGAGGACCGUCUGACCAGUGCGAAGGAGCUUCCAUAUUUUGAAGGUGAUUUUUGGCCUAAUGUCUUGGAGGAAAGCAUUAAAGAGCUGGAACAGGAGGAGGAAGAACGGAAGAGAGAGGAGAACAACACUUCCAGUGAAAGCAUUGAUGCAACCAACGGUGACAGCAAGAAUGCCAAAAAGAAGAACAGCAAGAAGACUAGCAAAAAUAAGACCAGCCUAAGUCGAGCCAAUAAAAAGAAACCAGGCAUGCCAAAUGUUUCUAAUGAUCUCUCCCAGAAGCUCUAUGCCAGCAUGGAGAAACACAAAGAGGUCUUCUUUGUCAUCCGUCUUAUCGCCGGCCCCACUGCUAAUUCCCUUCCGCCCAUUUUGGACCUUGACCCCUUGAUGGCCUGUGACCUAAUGGACGGACGAGAUGCUUUCCUAACACUUGCGCGAGACAAGCACCUUGAAUUCAGCUCUUUGCGGCGGGCCAAAUGGAGCUCCAUGUGUAUGUUGGUAGAACUGCACAAUCAGAGCCAGGAUCGCUUCGUUUACACCUGCAAUGAAUGCAAGCACCAUGUUGAGACACGAUUCCACUGCACUGUUUGUGAGGAUUAUGAUCUCUGUAUCACUUGCUACAACACUAAGGGACAUGAGCACAAGAUGGAAAAACUUGGUCUGGGUCUCGAUGACGAGAGCAACAAUCAAGCUGCAGCUUCCACUCAAAACCCUGGCGACUCGAGACGUCUCAGCAUCCAGCGCUGCAUUCAGUCGCUGGUGCACGCCUGUCAAUGUCGCAAUGCCAACUGCUCUCUCCCGUCCUGCCAGAAGAUGAAGAGAGUGGUACAACAUACCAAGGGCUGCAAGCGCAAGACCAACGGAGGUUGUCCAAUCUGCAAGCAGCUUAUUGCACUAUGCUGCUACCAUGCCAAACACUGCCAGGAAAACAAGUGUCCUGUGCCCUUCUGUCUCAACAUCAAGCACAAGCUUCGUCAGCAGCAGUUGCAGCACAGGCUGCAGCAAGCGCAGAUGUUGCGUAGACGUAUGGCCACAAUGCAACGGGCAGGGCAGCCACCACCAUGUGGAGGUGGGCCUCCUGGAGGUCUUCCUUCACCAGGUAACAAUGGGGCCACCGGUCCAAGUACGCCUACAUCUGUCGGAACACAGCCUGCAACCCCUCAAACACCCACACAGCUGACACCCAACCAUCCAUCUAUGUCCCAGCCUGGUACGGGUGGAGUCCCAGCUGGAACUCCCCAGCAGCCUCAACAGCAUCCUGCCCACCACCAAUUUCAGCAGAUGCCAGGUGCAAGCGGUAUGAUGACCUCACCUCAACAGCAAAUGGUUUCCCAACAACAGACAGGGCAGCUUCCACAUCCACACACUCAGUAUGGUCCCCAUUCCACAGGUCCCUCUCCAAAUCCACAAUCGCAAGGUAAAGCAGGCCUUGGGCCUGCGACUCCUCCACAACUCCCUAGCAACCCAGGCACAGCACCUAUGUCCCAACAACAGCAGCCCACAGGUCCACCGCCUGCUGCUGUGGAGAUUGCCAUGAAGAUUCAGCAAGUAGCAGAUGCACAGAGAAAGAUGGCACACGUUCAGCUGCUACAAAGACAGGCUGCCCAAGCUGGUAUGAUGCCACAGCACCAACACCAUCAGCAGCCACAAGGACAGAUGGGAGUAUCCCACCCUGGUAUGGGCAUGGUAGGGGCGCAAGGGUUGACUCAACAGGCGUCUGCGAACAGGGUGCAGAUGGAACAACAGCAGCCGCAAGGACCUCAGGGAAUGAUGUUGGGAGCUGGGCCCAUGCAGCAGCAGCCCCAACAGACAAGUGUGCAAGGCCAGUUGCCGCCACAAAUGCAGCUGCAGCAGCAGAGAAUGAAUCCACCACUCCAGCCUCAGCAGCAACAGUGGGCAGGGCAGGGAAUGCCACCCCAGCAGAGACCGGCCAUGAUGGGUCAGCAAGGAAUGGUUGCAAUGCAGCCUCAACCACAACAGCAGCAGCAACAACCACCACCACAACAAACACAGCAACAGCAGCAGUCGCAAAUGCUGAAUCGAAACGCCUUGAUGAGUAUGGUGCAGGCUGGUCUGCAAAGUGGUGUAGCAAGUGGGGCAGCUGGAAGCAAUCUGCCCCAGGGAGCUCUCCAGGAUCUAUUGAGGACCCUUCAAUCUCCGAGCUCUCCUCUGCAACAGCAACAAGUACUUAACAUUCUUCGCUCUAACCCACAGCUAAUGGCAUUGUUUAUCAAACAAAGGAUUCACAAGUAUAAAGGUGGCCCAGGUGGCCCGGCUGGACCUCAGGGAGGGCCAGGACCUAUGGGAGGCCAACCAGUGGGUGUAACCACUGGGAUGCCUCAGUCUGGCAUGCACCUUGGACAGGGUGUUAAUAUGCAGACCCAACUUUCUCAACUCCAACAGCAGCAAAUGCAACAGCGGCCCAUGUUGCAGCAGCAGCAAGCCACUGCCUUACAGCAGCAGCAGCAGCAGCAGCAACAACAAGGAAUUCAAGGCCAGGGGGCUCCAAACAUGGCCAACAUGAAUCCACAGUUCAGAGAACUAUUAUUAAGACGGCAACAGCUACAAUUUCAGCAGCAGCAGCAACAACAGCAGCAACAACAGCAACAGAUGGGUAAUCAUGCUGCAUUUCAACAGCAGCAAAGUUAUGCAGGGCAGCAAGGUACAAUGCAAAUCCCCCAAGGAGGCCAACAGUUACCAGGGUUGCAACCUGGUCCGCAGCAAAAUUUUCCAGGCAACCCUGCACAACAGCAAGCUGCUGCUGCCUUGCAACAGAGGCUUCAACAGCAACACCAGUUACACAUGCAACAGCAGCAAAAUGCGGCAUCCCAAGGUUCUGACAUGGGUCCUGGUGGAGGUCCACAGCCAACCCAGGUGGGCCCUGGGCCUCAGACGUCGCAGACAUUAUUGCAGCAGGCCUUGCAUCAGCGUCUGCUUCAACAGCAGCAACAUCAUCUCAGUGGCGCCUCGCCGGCACAGCAGAACAAUCCCAUGAGCCCGCAGCAGCAGAUCUCUCAGUCGUCCCAUAUGCAGGGCCAGCAGCUCUCAUCCUCUCUCAGCAACCAGGUUUGUUCCCCUCAGCCCUCCCCAAGACCCCAGUCCCAGCCGCCCCACUCGAGUCCGUCCCCACGCUUGCAACCACAGCCCUCACCACACCACAUCUCGCCUCAGACCCAAACGGCUUCUCCGCAUCCCAGCCACCUUCAGCAGCACCACUCGGGGAUGGCUCGGCCUCCUCUACCUCCCCAACAGUCACAGCACAACUCUAAGGACCCAGGUGGAUUUGGUGCCGAUCAAAAUGCCAUGCUAUCUCAGCUUAGUGGCAUGGCAGGACUCCAUGGACCUGGAGCGAAUAAUAUGCUUCCCCCAAGUGGCCAGGACCUUGGCAUUACCAUGAAUCAUAACCCUUUAGACCCUUUAUUAUAAAAUUCACUAAACCUCACCAGAGACAGUGUUAGCUUUUUGAUACUACAGGGAUGAAUUUAGUGUUUUUCAGUAUAAAUGAUUUGAAAAUGGACCCUCCUGUGAGAGAUGGCAAAGUAUUGGGGCUGAAUAAGGAGUAAUGUUUUUAUGCCAGUUGUGUACAAAGAGGAUUGUUUCAACAAACCCCAAGUAAUAUUUUCGACGUCAGGUCCAGGGAAGUUCUUUCCUUUUUCAAGAGAUAUUUUUUAAGAUUUUAAAAGUGGUAUAGAAUCAAAGCGAAGAUGAUUAAGGACUUUUUUAUAUCGUUUCACCGCGUACCAGUCUCUAUUAUGCGUUUUACAGAGUGUGGGACGUUUCAAACGUUGUGAUGCCUAUAUUGUUAUUAUAUUAUCUAAACGCCAUGCAUAUCUUCCUUGUAAAUUUUGAGUUUUGCAUUUUAUUUAUUCUACAUUUUUCAUGUCAUCAUGAUCAGGAUUGUGUUCAUGUGUGUUCCCAGAGACUGCUACAGUUCACAUAGAAUAUAUUUUUGUUAAUACCUAUUAAAAUGGGGAGUUAUCCUUUACGUAAGCUGGAAAUUUAGGUUAUUAAGUAUAAUAUAAAUUACAGUGUUGGGGAUUGGGUUUGGUGUGUGCUCUGUUGCCCAAUGGAUUUUAUUUCAUGCCAUAUUGGAAAUGCCUAACCAUUGGACAUCACUGCUUUCGAAGAAGUUCUUGGAGGCACAUGCACCCGCUCUCAGAAUGUGUGUGCACUCUUUAUAAGACUUCAGGAUAGUGGAGGUGUGUCUGUACAGGUUGAAUGAGAAAUUGUGUGUGUGUGUGUGUCUGUGUGUGUCUCAGAUAUGGUGCUGGAGGUUAUCUGCUCUUGCCAAUGUCUUAUUGAGCAGAGUUUCAUGUAUGAACUGUCUAAAGGUGAAAUGUAGAAGAGCGUGCCACUUUUCCCUUUCUCUGUAUUUGUUCUUUUUGUCUCCUAAUUUUCCUCCAAGAAUUUUCUUUGCUCGGAACUUUGGGAGUUUCAUUUGAAUGUUUUGUACUGUACAAAGAAAACACAAACUGUGGACUUCAAGUUUUUUUAAUAAAAUGAAGAUAACAAUUUUA
Misgurnus anguillicaudatus (oriental weatherfish) is the source of this 11004-nucleotide messenger RNA. The record is from RefSeq and is a predicted model, not a curated record. NCBI's taxonomy places the organism in Eukaryota, Metazoa, Chordata, Actinopteri, Cypriniformes, Cobitidae.